Molecule: messenger RNA, 903 nt
Organism: Haliotis rufescens (red abalone)
Lineage: Eukaryota; Metazoa; Mollusca; Gastropoda; Lepetellida; Haliotidae
Product: beta-microseminoprotein-like
Exons: 4
Coding region: 446-832 (128 amino acids)
Source: RefSeq, a predicted model, not a curated record
CGUGCAUUCGGGAUAUACGUAACGUCACCAAUAGCAUGUACAAUGUACUUUGUAUAGAGUUAUCUAUCUUGGUUGUCCAGAACUGAAAUCCACAUCGGAUUGAGUGUUUGAGCUUUGAUCAACGUUACAUGGGACCGAAUACGCGUUAGAGUAACCAAGCAAGUCGUACCAGAUGAUACUCCAUUUUUUCGAACCUGGUGGACUACAACACUGCCAAUAAUCAACGAUUGUAGCAGCUGUGGAAUAGUAGAGUGUAGUGAAUAUUUAAACGUUUUAUCUUGUCAUGUGUAGGAUGGCGAUUGGCUUAAUGAAAUGAUGGACAGGAGUGGCCCUAACGCAGUAAACUAUAAAUAGUGCAGAGAUCCUCUUCUUUGCAUCGAGACGCAGGAGCCUGUCACAGAUCUGAAAACUUACAAUACGGUUGUCUGGAGAAGAUCUCAAAGUCAUGUUCAAACAAGGACUCCUUUUUCUUGGCCUUGUGGUAUCAACUCAAGGGUUUGGCUAUCUGGAUAUGCCUACAGUAGUGACUAACAAGUAUGGAACGGACCAAGUCUACUGUGAAUACCAGAACAUGAAGAUGCUCCCUGAUUCCAUAUGGAGAACCACAGAGUGCGAGGAAUGCGAAUGCACCAAGAGCGGGAUGUUCUGCGAGGGAUUUGGAUUCAAUGCGGGUCUGCUUGAGGCACCGGAAGGAUGUGAUAUCGUGAAUGAUGCAUGCAACAUAAGGUUGGUGGAUGCUCAAGAUGACACCAAGGACUGCGAAUCUUUCAAACAAGGGCCUCCGCCCCACCUCUUUGAGCAACCAAGCGGGACAGCGUUUGAUGCAUACUAGUGAGGCUCUUCUUGUGCCCCCAAACGGGACAACUGUAGCUAAGAAACGAAUAAAACUGACAUGAAACGUCA